UCUCUCUCUCUGUCUCUGUCUCUCUCUCUCUCUCCUUUGUUGAUUUGUGUUGCUUUCUUCUUGCAACUGUAUAUGUAUAUGAUCCUUUGAAUCCCCAAUCCUCCAAAUCCAAGGCUGGUCGCUGAUAUGUGUUAGGGCAAAUUUGAUCCUGCAAGUCUCAGAUUGAGAACAAAACUGUAGAGGACCACAAAACAGAACAGAAAUAUUGGAGUUUGUUUUCUCCUGCGUUUCAGGAAUUUUGAGGGGCAAGGGAGAUGUCCAGGUUUCGUGCACUGUGGCAAGCUUCUCUUAAUGCAACAAAGAGAGCUCUCACAUGGAAUUUGGAAGACUUGAUUCCUCCGAGCGAAAGAUAUAUUUUCAAUUUCAAUUCAAAAGAAGAGCUAAAAAAGUGGCAUCUGUAUUCAGAUUCUGAAUAUGGAGUAAUUGAUUCUAAAGAUUAUUCAAAGUGGAGACUCCUUUUACUAUCAUUGAUCGGUCACUCUUCAGGUUUGUCCUCGGCGUCUUUGGAGAUCAGAGAUGCUGGAACUGAAUUAAGAGGGGUUUUCUCUGGAAAACUUUCUCUGGAUGUAGCUGAGGAUUCAAAAUGGAACAUUUCUCGGAGUGGCUUUUGUGGUAUGCGCUCUAAGAAGUUUGAUGGCUUCAUUGAUUUGGAUGCAUAUGACACCGUAGCACUAAAAGUCAAAGGAGAUGGAAGAUGCUAUAUUUCUACUAUUUAUACGGAAAAUUGGGUCAAUUCGCCUGGGCAGGAGGAGGAUAAUUCCUGGCAAGCUUUUGUUUUUGUGCCUAGGGACAACUGGUAUAUUGCUAAGAUUCCGCUUGCUCGAUAUCUGCCAACAUGGAGAGGGAACAUUAUAGACGUAGACUUGGAAAUGAAUCCAUCUCGAAUUGUUGGCAUGUCUCUAUCUGUCAAUGCAGAAGGUGGAGUCCCAGGUGCUAGGUCUGGCCCAGGUGAUUUUCAAGUGGAAAUCGAUUGGAUUAAAGCCUUGAGGACAAUACAGUGAGUUGUAAAAUGCUUUGUUGUACAUUGUUCAUUUCAAACAUGUUACAUUUAAAAGUUAUUGACUCAAAAAAAAAAAACAAAAACGUUUUUGGUUAAUGUGCUAACUGAAAUCCCGAAUCCAUGGAGUUGCUUUUUGGUUUCCUGUAUUUUCUCUGAACUUUCUCAUUAAUUUGGAGUAUCUUUUAACUUGACUUUGUGGAUAUUGAUUCUUGUUGCACUCCCAACUUGCAAAACACUCUCUUCUGCCCAUGUACCGCUUUCAUCUUUGUAAUAGCAACAUUCCAUCGUUCACUUUCUCUGAUUCAA
Messenger RNA from Camellia sinensis, 1306 nucleotides. NCBI's taxonomy places the organism in Eukaryota, Viridiplantae, Streptophyta, Magnoliopsida, Ericales, Theaceae. The record is from RefSeq and is a predicted model, not a curated record.